AUGACCUGGGGGCCUCGGCCCGCUUGCAUCGAGUUUGAUCUUAUCUUUCUGCACUGCUGCCAUACUGGGACGGUGCUGUGGUCCGUGCUGGGCCUGGGGUCUCACCAUUGUGUGGGCCACUGGUGCCCACCCCCUCUCGCCCCGCUGUCCCACGUCGUCCCCUUCACCCACUCCCUACCUCUCACCGUAUUCCUGCAGUUCAAGGUCAAGGACAUGAGCCAGGCUGACUUCGGUCGCCUGGAGAUCGAGCUGGCCGAGGCCGAGAUGCCCGGGCUGAUCGCUUGCCGCGCGGAGUUCGGUCCCAGCCAGCCCUUCAAGGGCUGCCGCAUCACCGGCUCCCUGCACAUGACCAUCCAGACCGCGGUCCUGAUUGAGACCCUGACCGCCCUGGGCGCGGAGGUCCGGUGGUGUUCCUGCAACAUCUUCUCCACCCAGGACCACGCCGCGGCGGCGGUGGCUCGCGACUCUGCGGCGGUCUUCGCCUGGAAGGGCGAGACCCUGGAGGAGUACUGGUGGUGCACGGAGCGCGCCCUGGUCUGGGCCGACGGCGAGGGCUCCGACCUGCUGGUUGACGACGGCGGCGACGCCACGCUGCUGAUCCACGAGGGCGUGAAGGCGGAGGCGGCCUACGCCAAGGACGGCACCCUGCCCGACCCCACCUCCACCACCAACCCCGAGUUCCAGAUCGUGCUGCGCGUGAUCCGCGACGGAUUGGCCACCAGCCCCGGGCGCUGGACCGCCAUGGCCAAGCGCAUGCGCGGCGUGUCGGAGGAGACCACCACCGGCGUCAAGCGCCUGUACGAGAUGACGGCGGCGGGCACGCUGCUCUUCCCUGCCAUCAACGUCAACGACUCGGUGACCAAGUCCAAGUUUGACAACGUGUACGGCUGCCGCCACUCCCUGCCCGACGGCAUCAUGCGCGCCACCGACGUCAUGCUGGCGGGCAAGGUGGCCUUCAUCGCCGGCUACGGCGACGUGGGCAAGGGCUGCGCCAGCGCCAUGAAGGCCGCGGGCGCGCGCGUGAUUGUGGCGGAGAUCGACCCCAUCUGCGCGCUCCAGGCCACUAUGGAGGGGUACCAGGUGCAGCCCCUGGAGGACUGCCUGUCCACCGCCGACAUCUUUGUGACCACCACGGGGAACAAGGACAUCAUCAUGGCCCGCCACAUGGCCGCCAUGAAGAACAAUGCCAUCGUGGGCAACAUUGGGCACUUUGACAACGAGAUCGACAUGGCCGGCCUGCUGGAGAACCCGGGCAUCACGCGCCAGACCAUCAAGCCCCAGGUCGACCGCUUCAUCUUCCCCGACGGCCACGGCGUCAUCGUGCUGGCGGAGGGCCGCCUGCUCAACCUGGGCUGCGCCACGGGGCACCCCUCAUUCGUCAUGUCCUGCUCCUUCACCAACCAGGUCAUCGCCCAGGUGGAGCUCUGGACCGAGCGCGACUCGGGUAAGUACGAGAACAAGGUGUACGUGCUGCCCAAGAACCUGGACGAGAAGGUGGCCGCCCUGCACCUGCCCAAGCUGGGCGCCAAGCUCACGCGCCUGACGCCGGAGCAGGCCGCCUACAUCAACGUCAACCCCGAUGGACCCUACAAGCCCGCCCUCUACCGCUACUGA
This is a messenger RNA of Auxenochlorella protothecoides, 1614 nucleotides long. RefSeq names its product Adenosylhomocysteinase. The coding region runs from base 1 to 1614 and encodes 537 amino acids. The record is from RefSeq and is a predicted model, not a curated record. Gene Ontology annotation, biological process: L-methionine cycle. Lineage: Eukaryota; Viridiplantae; Chlorophyta; Trebouxiophyceae; Chlorellales; Chlorellaceae. Gene Ontology annotation, cellular component: cytosol. Gene Ontology annotation, molecular function: adenosylhomocysteinase activity. The transcript has a single exon.